Molecule: messenger RNA, 691 nt
Organism: Thalassophryne amazonica
Lineage: Eukaryota; Metazoa; Chordata; Actinopteri; Batrachoidiformes; Batrachoididae
Product: tetraspanin-1
Exons: 6
Coding region: 129-590 (153 amino acids)
Cellular component (GO): membrane
Source: RefSeq, a predicted model, not a curated record
CAUUUUCCAAGGAGGGCGUGCACAUAGUCAACGUGGGAUUCUUCUGCAUUGCCAUAGGGGGCGUCCUCGUGCUGCUGGGACUCCUGGGCUCCUGUGGGGCCCAAAAGGAGAGCAAGUGCCUGCUGCUGAUGUUCUUCGUGGUUGUUCUGGUCAUCUUCGUGUCCGAGGUGGCCGCUGGUGUCGUGGCUCUGGCCUACUCCUCGUUUGCUGAGGGAAUCCUUCAAGCGUGGGCAACACCAGCGUUACAGCAGCAGUACAGCUCUGAUCUGGCCGCCACACAGAUCUGGAAUGCCACCAUGACAGAGCUAAAAUGCUGCGGUUUCACCAACUACACAGACUUUGUGGGUUCACGUUUUGAAAAGAACAGAGGAACGCUACCCCCCAGCUGCUGCUGGAACAACACUGCCCCCUGCAGGACAGUGGAGGUACAGCGCAGCAAUAUCCAGGGCUGUUUUGAAGACAUCCUGGAGCUGGUCAAAGAGCAUGCCAACAUCGUGGGAGGAAUCACAGCAGGAGUUGGAAUCUUGGAGGUGGCUGCGAUGAUCGUUUCCAUGUACCUGUACUGCUGCCUGCACAGAACCACCAGCUGAGCCCGACCCAGACCCAAACCUCCCGCAGGCGACACCGAGGACUUAUCUUAUUUACAGCACGUUGUAGAUCUUUUUCUACGAUUAAAGAAUGAUUUAAUAUA